Messenger RNA from Paramecium octaurelia, 256 nucleotides. NCBI's taxonomy places the organism in Eukaryota, Ciliophora, Oligohymenophorea, Peniculida, Parameciidae. The record is from the annotation of a GenBank genome assembly.
AUGGUAACUUAACAUAAAUAACUAGCACGCCUGCCAAUAAUUCAGAGAAUUGUUUAAGCGUGAAGGCUACCGCAUUUGUAGCAAAGGAGAGCUGUGUAAUCUCAUGCAAUCCCUAAAGCUAUCUCAUGAUUUCAUUCUUCCAAAAGUCCUUUACUGUGUGUGUAUUAGUACUGCCUUGCAUCUCGGAUCCAUGACUGAUGAUAGGAUGAUCAAUACUAGAGUCACCAAGUUGUUUUCAAUUGAAGCAAUUAUAUGA